AUGAGCGCCAAUUUCGAAAAGAUCGCUCACGUUGCUAGAGGGAUGCUGAAGGAUCCCUCCAAAAAGUACAAGCCUUUCCAGGGCGUGCAUUUGCCUAACCGACAAUGGCCUGGCCGUGUUAUUACCAAGGCUCCUCGCUGGCUAUCCACCGAUUUGCGUGAUGGCAACCAAGCUUUGCCUGAUCCCAUGAAUGGCGAGGAAAAGUUAAGGUACUUUAAGCUUCUGUGCAACCUUGGUUUUAAGGAAAUUGAAGUCGGAUUUCCCAGUGCUUCUCAGACAGAUUUCGCUUUUGUUCGCCAUUUGGUUGAAACUCCUGGUUUGAUUCCUGACGACGUCACUAUUUCUGCUUUGUCACCUUCUCGUGAUCAUUUGAUCACUCGUACUAUUGAAGCUCUGCGAGGCUCCAAGAAUGCUACUUUGCAUUUGUACAAUGCUGUCUCACCUUUGUUUCGUGACGUCGUUUUCCGCAACUCAAAGCAAGAAACUUUGGAACUUGCAAAGAAGGGUGCAAAGGCCGUCACGAUGGCUACGAAGCAUGCUGCCGAGUCUACCCCAACGAACUGGGGAUUCCAAUACUCACCUGAAACAUUUUCCGAUGCCGAACCUGAUUUCUCUCUAGAAGUUUGUGAGGCUGUGAAAUCGAUCUGGAAACCCACUCUCGCAAAACCCAUUAUCUUUAACUUGCCUGCUACUGUCGAAAUGUCUACCCCUAAUACAUAUGCCGAUUUAAUUGAAUACUUCUCCACACAGAUCAGCGAGCGUGAAAAGGUUUGCGUAUCUCUUCAUCCCCACAAUGACCGUGGUACUGCUGUAGCUGCUGCCGAACUUGGCCAAUUAGCUGGUGCUGAUCGUGUUGAGGGUUGUUUGUUUGGCAAUGGUGAACGUACCGGUAACGUUGACUUGGUGACCUUGGCAUUCAAUUUGUAUACCCAAGGAGUUUAUCCAAACUUGGACUUUUCCAAGUUGGAUGAAGUAAUUCGCAUCACGGAAGCUUGUAACAAGAUCAACGUCCAUCCUCGUCAUCCUUAUGCUGGUAACCUUGUUUUUACUGCCUUCUCCGGCUCUCAUCAAGACGCUAUUUCCAAGGGUUUGAGAGCUUAUGACGAUCGCAAGGACGUUGACCCUACUUGGAAGGUACCAUACUUACCUUUGGAUCCCCACGACGUGAACUCUGAAUAUGCUGCUAUCAUCCGUGUCAACUCUCAGUCUGGCAAGGGCGGUGUUGCCUAUUUGCUGAAGACCAACCGUGGUCUUGACUUGCCUCGUGCCUUGCAAGUUGAGUUUGGUGCGGUUGUGAAGGAUUAUAGUGACAACAAGGGUAAGGAAUUGACCAUUGGUGAGAUCAGCGACUUGUUCAACACCACUUACCUCCUUGAAUUCCCUGGUCGCUUCUCCUUGAAUGACUAUACCUUGAGCAGCAACGGACCUCGCAGCAAGUCUAUUAGCUGCGUGGUUGAUGUUAAGGGAAAGAAUGCCGGUCGCUGUGUGAUUGAAGGUAGUGGCAACGGUCCGAUGUCUGCAGUUGUGGAUGCCUUGCGUCGCCAAUUCAAUAUUGCAUUUGAUAUUGGACAAUACUCAGAACAUGCUAUUGGAUCUGGAAAUUCAGUUAAGGCAGCUUCUUACGUGGAAGUCAAAUUUAACAACACUUCUUUCUGGGGUGUUGGUAUUGAUGACGACGUUACUUCCUCUGGUUUGAAGGCUGUUAUGUCGGCAAUUAGCCGUGCUGCUACGGAAGGUGCAAAGUAA
Molecule: messenger RNA, 1746 nt
Organism: Schizosaccharomyces osmophilus
Lineage: Eukaryota; Fungi; Ascomycota; Schizosaccharomycetes; Schizosaccharomycetales; Schizosaccharomycetaceae
Gene: leu3
Product: 2-isopropylmalate synthase Leu3
Exons: 1
Coding region: 1-1746 (581 amino acids)
Biological process (GO): L-leucine biosynthetic process
Cellular component (GO): mitochondrion
Molecular function (GO): 2-isopropylmalate synthase activity
Source: RefSeq, a predicted model, not a curated record